Messenger RNA from Kogia breviceps (pygmy sperm whale), 2347 nucleotides. RefSeq names its product calcium/calmodulin dependent protein kinase II alpha (gene CAMK2A). NCBI's taxonomy places the organism in Eukaryota, Metazoa, Chordata, Mammalia, Artiodactyla, Physeteridae. Gene Ontology annotation, molecular function: calcium/calmodulin-dependent protein kinase activity; calmodulin binding; ATP binding. Gene Ontology annotation, biological process: protein phosphorylation. The record is from RefSeq and is a predicted model, not a curated record.
AUGGCCACCAUCACCUGCACCCGCUUCACGGAAGAGUACCAGCUCUUCGAGGAACUGGGAAAGGGAGCCUUCUCAGUGGUGCGCAGGUGUGUGAAGGUGCUGGCUGGCCAGGAAUAUGCUGCCAAGAUCAUCAACACUAAGAAGCUCUCGGCCAGAGACCACCAGAAGCUGGAGCGCGAAGCCCGCAUCUGCCGCCUGCUGAAGCACCCCAACAUUGUCCGGCUCCACGACAGCAUCUCCGAGGAGGGACACCAUUACCUGAUCUUUGACCUCGUCACCGGCGGGGAGCUGUUUGAAGACAUCGUGGCCCGGGAGUAUUACAGUGAGGCAGAUGCCAGUCACUGUAUCCAGCAGAUCCUGGAGGCCGUGCUGCACUGCCACCAGAUGGGGGUGGUACACCGGGACUUGAAGCCGGAGAAUCUGUUACUGGCCUCCAAGCUCAAGGGCGCCGCAGUGAAGCUGGCGGACUUUGGCCUGGCCAUAGAGGUGGAGGGGGAACAGCAGGCAUGGUUUGGUUUCGCAGGGACACCCGGAUACCUCUCCCCAGAAGUGCUGCGGAAGGACCCGUACGGGAAGCCUGUGGAUCUGUGGGCCUGUGGGGUCAUCCUGUACAUCCUGCUGGUUGGGUAUCCCCCAUUCUGGGAUGAGGACCAGCACCGCCUGUACCAGCAGAUCAAAGCCGGCGCCUAUGAUUUCCCGUCACCAGAAUGGGACACCGUCACCCCGGAAGCCAAGGAUCUGAUCAACAAGAUGCUGACCAUCAACCCAUCCAAACGCAUCACGGCCGCCGAGGCCCUCAAGCACCCCUGGAUCUCGCACCGAUCCACCGUGGCCUCCUGCAUGCACAGACAGGAGACCGUGGACUGCCUGAAGAAGUUCAACGCCAGGAGAAAACUGAAGGGAGCCAUCCUCACCACUAUGCUGGCCACCAGGAACUUCUCUGGCGGGAAGAGUGGAGGAAACAAGAAGAACGAUGGUGUGAAGAAAAGAAAGUCCAGUUCCAGCGUUCAGUUAAUGGAAUCUUCAGAAAGCACCAACACCACCAUUGAGGAUGAAGACACCAAAGUGCGGAAACAAGAAAUUAUAAAAGUGACAGAACAGCUGAUUGAAGCCAUAAGCAAUGGAGAUUUUGAGUCCUACACGAAGAUGUGUGACCCCGGGAUGACAGCCUUCGAACCCGAGGCCCUAGGGAACCUGGUCGAGGGCCUGGACUUCCAUCGAUUCUAUUUUGAAAACCUGUGGUCCCGGAACAGCAAGCCUGUGCACACCACCAUCCUGAAUCCCCACAUUCACCUGAUGGGUGACGAGGCGGCCUGCAUCGCCUACAUCCGCAUCACGCAGUACCUGGAUGCGGGCGGCAUCCCCCGCACGGCCCAGUCGGAAGAGACCCGCGUCUGGCACCGCCGGGAUGGCAAAUGGCAGAUCGUCCACUUCCACAGAUCUGGGGCACCCUCCGUCCUGCCCCACUGAAGGACCAGGCUGGGGGCGCUGUACCGCAGAGAUCCACCGUUCGCCCGUGCAAUGUGGCUGCUGAUUCUCCCGCUUGGAUUUUGCUGGAAUUCCCCCAAUCACAUCACCCCAUCGCCACCACCAUCACCGUCACCUUCAUCCCUGUGUCAAGAAAACCUGCCUGUUCGCAAAAGCCAUCAUGACUUCAGAGCAGAUGGCGACAUCUCCCCGUCACCACCCGUCCCCUGCCAGGGCAGGGCUUCCUCAGGCCCACGUGCCCUGGGUGCUGGACCCGAGGACCCCCCCCGCCCCCCCCCAGCUGUCAUUAGCCUGGUCUUGCCUUGGCCGUAAGCCACAGUGCCCAGCUGUGUAUUCAUCCGGGGGCUGGGGAGGAGGGGCGGAACCGGGAGGAAGGUGGCAUCCGCCAGGUCCUCUCCCUGAUCUCGCCUCUUCCGGGGUCCUCUAGGGGAGGGCAGAAGAAGGCCCAGUCCCCGGAGCCAACCUCCCCCGGGGGAGAGGGGGAGAGAAGAGCGGAUGCCAGGAGGCUCCCGCCUCAAACUGCCUUCCUAACUCUUCUCCCAUCCUGUCCCGCCCUCCCGCUCUCCAGCCAACCCUCCUCCCUCAGUGUGGGGAGCGCGAUCCUCUCAGGGUGCCCCCACUUCUUUCCUUCCUCCUUGUGCUGAUGUUUACUUCCAACACUAACUGCCCAUUCCGCCCUUCCAUCAGGCCCGGAGAAUUCCAGCUUCAUCACAUCCAAGGGAUAGAAUCUGAUUGCUUUCGGGGGGCAAAAGAAAACGGCGUUUAGGUAUCACUUCUACUUGGACCGCAUGCCUUUUUAUAGCCAAACUUCCGUGUGUUUCGUAAAUGGAUUUUGCGUUAAUGGAUAUGUAUGUAAUAA